AUGCUCGCCCCACUCCUGCUAUCGUUGCUGCUUGCCGCAUCUUCAGUUUUGUCAACAUAUGUGCCUCAGUCAGAAACUUGCCCUACGACGUCUCUAGUGAGACCUGCCAACGGCCUUUCUGACGACGAAGAAACGUAUAGAGUGGCGAGAAAAGUAAUCGCUGAUGAGUCCUUGAAAGCUUGGUUGACGAAGACUAAUUCAGGUUUUGGGACUGCCGAACUCCCAGCCGUAGCUUUGACGACUUCAGGAGGCGGCUACAGAAGCUUGCUUUCUGGAGCUGGUGUGAUUCAAGGGCUUGACAGCCGAGACAGUGAUGUAAGCACGUCUGGCCUCUAUCAAGCCCUUACAUACCAAGCUGGGCUGUCCGGAGGAUCUUGGCUACUGUCUUCCAUGGCUGGCAACAAUUACCCUACCAUCACGUAUCUCAAGGAGAUCCUCUGGAAGCAAGCUUUCCAAGACAGCCUGCUUGAUCCUGCGUUCCUUCUGGUUGCCAUCGCUUAUGCUGAAAUUAUCGCCGACGUCUUUGGCAAGGAGGCUGCUGGAUAUCGCACCACACUCACCGAUCCCUGGGGACGUUUGCUAAGUUAUCAGCUUCUGUUGGGCCCGUACGGCGGAGUCUCAACGACGUUGUCGUCAGUCAGUAGCCUUUCGAGCUUUACCUCAUACUCCGUUCCUUUUCUGGUCAUCACCUCGCUUGGAUCGAAAGUCUGGCUUGGUGACUGCAUUCCAGGCCCAAAUGCCACAACCUACGAGUUCACACCUUAUGAAUUCGGUUCUUGGGAUAGUGAUGUCAGCGCCUUCACGCCGACCAAAUACUUAGGAACCCCAAUGAGUGGCGGAAGAGCAACGGGAAAAUGCACAACGAAUUAUGAUAACCUUGGCUAUAUCCUGGGAACUUCCAGUAAUCUCUUCAACAACGUCUGCUUCGACGUUCCAGUGGCCGAAAAUUCCAGCACCAAUUUGGACACAACCCUUGCUCAAAUCAUCAAUGAUGUACAUGAGCUCACUACCGAAGAUCUGUACGCCACAUACAAGAACCCUUUCUACAACUAUAUCUCCUCGACAGCUACGCCCAAUAUCGCCAACAAUAUCUCAGCACAGGAGAAUCUUAGCCUCGUGGAUGGCGGCGAAGCUCUGCAGAACAACCCUAUCUUUCCUUUGCUCCAGCCUGCGCGCAACGUCUCAGUCAUUCUCGUCAAUGACAAUUCCAAUGAUGCUGGCGGUUGGCCCAACGGGACCGAGAUUUUGACCACGUACGUUCAGUCAUUCAAUCAUGGUCUUACGCGGAUGCCGUUCAUUCCUUCCGUCGAGACAUUCAUAUCCCAAGGAUUGAAUAAGAGAGCAACUUUUUUUGGUUGUAACGCUACCGAUAAGAUUAUGAUCGUUUAUCUUCCGAACAGCGAAUAUACGUUUGCUUCGAACACCUCAACUUAUCAGCUCGAGUAUUCAGAGACAGAGACGGACGAGAUGCUUGCCAAUGGUGUGGGGAUCGCAACUCAAGGAGGAGAUUCUGCUUGGGGGACAUGCUUGGGAUGUGCGAUUAUGAUGAAGGCAGGACAGCCGCUGCCGAGGGACUGCACAGCUUGCUUUGCCAAAUAUUGUUACUAUGAUUGA
Molecule: messenger RNA, 1614 nt
Organism: Hyaloscypha bicolor E
Lineage: Eukaryota; Fungi; Ascomycota; Leotiomycetes; Helotiales; Hyaloscyphaceae
Product: lysophospholipase
Exons: 2
Coding region: 1-1614 (537 amino acids)
Biological process (GO): glycerophospholipid catabolic process
Cellular component (GO): intracellular membrane-bounded organelle; cytosol
Molecular function (GO): A2-type glycerophospholipase activity
Source: RefSeq, a predicted model, not a curated record